GCUGAAUGAAGUUUUCUGGGUAAUGGCUUGAAAUGUUUUCCUUAUGAGAAGUGGUGUUGAGUUACAGCGAGCAGCGGAGAACUGGGAGGAGAGAAACAGCAGCCCCAACCCGGCCCCCUCCUUUUCUUGGGCUGGUAGAAAGGUGGACAUGGGCUCCCGGAGACAAGACAAGUGAUAUGUUGAACUGUUCUGUGGCUGCAAUUGUCUGCUCCCGGAGUGACCUGAGGUCAGUGUUUACCAGGGUUUAACCAGGGCCAGCGGAGCAGGCACAGAUGCGCUGCUGUGAAAUGCCACGCAGGCAGAGACUGACAGGCAGUAGGAGCUGAGCUUUCCCCCUGGACUGCUGUUUCCUGCUGUGUUCAGGGGAGGGGGUGCUUUCUGGCAACUCCUGCUGCUGCUGCUGCUGCUGCUGCUACUUCAUCUCUUUCUCCACUCCAGGUAAGCAGACUCAAAGGGAGGGCAGGCUGCAAGGGAAGCCUUUGUACAAUGAACAAGAUCCGAAAGUUUUUCCGAGGAAGUGGGCGAGUCUUGGCAUUUAUAUUUGUGGCUUCUGUCAUCUGGCUGCUCUUUGACAUGGCAGCUCUCCGCCUCUCAUUCAGUGAGAUCAACACUCGGCUCCUCAAGGAAGAUAUCGUGAGGAGGGAGCAGAUAGGAUUCAGAGUGCAGCCAGACCAAAUGAAGAUCCUUUACAGCAGCAUCAAAGAGAUGAGGCCUCCCCAGAGGGGACAUGGGAAGGGAGCUUGGGGCAAAGACAAUUUUAGAAAGACUGAGGACAGUGUGCACAAGUUUCAGGAUCACUUGGACCCAACACAGAGGCAAAGAAAAAUGAAAAACAAUCUGGGAAGGGACAAAGUGGUACCUUUGUGGUAUCCUGCACAUCUACAGAACCUCACAGAGACCCUUACCAAGCAGAAGAUGGAGGGGAGAGACAGCAAAUCUGAAAUUUUCUUCCAUCGGGUGACAUCAAAUCAGACAACAGCCCAGAGGGCUUGGAAAACCCCAUUUGUAGUGGCAAAAGAAACUCCAUUAGUCAAAAUAUCUGUACACACAGGACCUGUCAGUGUAAAACAGGAGGCCCCGAGGAGUCAUAAUCUCAGCAGUGACACAUCAAAACCAGCAGGUGAAAGGGCCCUGAACAUGACCAUCACUCUUAGAGCAAAGCAGCAAUCACAAGCAGUAGCAAACGAGAGGACACACCCUGGUGGCUCAUCAGUGCCCAAAUCUGGGGAAGCCAUAGCCUUAAAACAAACUGUGACUCAGAGCAAAGAAUUAAAUGCAAAUAGACACAAAGUCAAUAAGGGUCUUCCUUUUUUCAAGUUCAUUGCCAGUUCCAGUCACUUAAAGAAGCCAUCUAUGAAUGAGACAUGGUUGGGAGGCAUGCCAAAGCAUGAUGGAGUCAAAGUGGCUCAGGGGAAGAGACUCGACUUCCCUGAAAGCCAUGUUGUGAUUAUAACUAAAGAGGAGGAACUAAAGACAAACACCAAUGAGGUUUCCAACUUUAAAACCAAAACUAUAUUACCUAAAGUGUUGGGGGGAAGCCAAGAUACACACAUUUCCAGGAACAGGAGCAAGGCAGAUUUGUCUUCACUUGCUUCACAGAGGGCAACAGUGUCUCAAACCAAAAAAGCCUUAGCAGGGGGACUGGGGACUGCAAGAAUCAACUCAACUACCAAGGCACAGCAUGCAGAACGCAACCAAAGUCACACAAAAGCCCCUCUAACUGAACACCAUGGGAUGCACCAAGUGUUACGAGUAGACGUGACACUUUCUCCAAGAGACCCUAAAGCUCCAGGUCAGUUUGGACGUCCUGUGGUUGUUCCCCCUGGAAAGGAGAAAGAGGCAGAACGAAGAUGGAAGGAAGGAAACUUCAAUGUCUACCUUAGUGAUCUGAUCCCAGUGGACAGAGCUAUUGAAGACACAAGACCUGCUGGGUGUGCAGAACAACUAGUUCACGAUAACCUCCCAACUACCAGUGUGAUAAUGUGCUUCGUGGAUGAGGUGUGGUCCACUCUCCUGAGAUCCGUUCACAGUGUCCUCAACCGCUCUCCUCCACACCUCAUCAAGGAGAUUGUGCUGGUUGAUGACUUUAGCACCAAAGACUACCUAAAAGAUAAUUUGGAUAAAUACAUGUCUCAGUUUCCAAAAGUUCGUAUUCUUCACCUCAAGGAGAGACAUGGCUUAAUACGAGCCAGGCUGGCAGGAGCACAGAAUGCAACAGGUGAUGUGUUGACGUUCCUAGAUUCUCAUGUGGAAUGUAAUGUUGGUUGGUUGGAACCUCUCCUGGAAAGGGUUUAUUUAAGUAGAAAGAAAGUGGCCUGUCCAGUAAUUGAAGUCAUCAAUGACAAGGAUAUGAGUUAUAUGACAGUGGACAACUUUCAAAGAGGUAUCUUUGUAUGGCCCAUGAACUUUGGUUGGAAAACAAUUCCUCCAGAUGUCAUUGCAAAAAACAAAAUCAAAGAAACUGAUAUAAUAAGGUGCCCUGUCAUGGCAGGUGGAUUAUUUUCUAUUGAUAAAAAUUACUUUUUUGAACUUGGAACCUAUGACCCUGGACUUGAUGUUUGGGGUGGAGAAAAUAUGGAGCUCUCAUUUAAGGUAUGGAUGUGUGGUGGAGAAAUUGAGAUCAUUCCUUGCUCCCGAGUGGGCCACAUAUUCAGAAAUGACAAUCCAUAUUCCUUCCCCAAAGACCGCAUGAAGACCGUGGAGCGGAACUUGGUACGGGUGGCUGAGGUCUGGCUUGAUGAGUACAAGGAGUUGUUCUAUGGCCACGGGGAUCACCUUAUAGACCAAGAGCUUGAGGUGGGCAACCUCACCCAGCAGAGGGAGCUUCGAAAGAAACUGAAAUGUAAAAGUUUCAAAUGGUACUUGGAGAAUGUCUUUCCAGAUUUGAAGGCUCCCAUUGUGAGAGCUAGUGGUGUGCUUAUUAAUGUGGCCUUGGGUAAAUGUGUUUCCAUUGAAAACACCACAGCCAUCCUGGAAGACUGUGAUGGGAGCAGCCAGUUUCAACAAUUUAAUUACACCUGGUUAAGACUAAUUAAACAUAAAGGAUGGUGUUUGGCCCCCAUCCCUGAUGAGGGAUCCCUGAUGCUGCACCCCUGUGAUAACAAAAACAAAGGGCUAAAAUGGCUGCAUAAAUCCACCUCUGUCUUUCAUCCAGAACUGGUAAAUCACAUUGUUUUUGAAAACUAUCAUCAGUUGUUGUGCUUGGAAGGAAAUUUUCCACAGAAGAUGCUUAAAGUAGCUGCUUGUGACCCAACCAAACCACAUCAAAAGUGGAAAUUUGAAAAGUACUAUGAAGAAUGAAGAGGAACUGAGGUUUUGCCUAGUCAACACAUUAGAUAACUGUGAAAGUAACAGUGAA
Marmota flaviventris (yellow-bellied marmot) is the source of this 3358-nucleotide messenger RNA. RefSeq names its product polypeptide N-acetylgalactosaminyltransferase 5 (gene Galnt5). The record is from RefSeq and is a predicted model, not a curated record. Gene Ontology annotation, biological process: protein O-linked glycosylation. Lineage: Eukaryota; Metazoa; Chordata; Mammalia; Rodentia; Sciuridae. Gene Ontology annotation, molecular function: polypeptide N-acetylgalactosaminyltransferase activity. Gene Ontology annotation, cellular component: Golgi apparatus.